AUAACUCCAUUCUUUUCCCCCCAAAUUCCAUUCUACCCGAUAACUCUCUCCAAAUCCCUAGCCUUCAUUCAUUCGCUCCUCUUCACGCACGCGGUGGCCAUGGCAGCCGACCCUCCGACGAGCAGACACCUACGCCUCGGCCACCCUAUAUGGGUGUCCAUUCUACUCCGGCCGGGACCUACAACGUAUGGGGAAUAUCACGAAGGCAGCCCCAAAAUAUCAACGAGACCCACGUUAUUUUCCUCAUCGCUCGGGAAUUCAAAAACGAAUGACCACCACAUGCGGUGGCCAUUCGACCCCAAAUCAACUCCGCCCCCCUCAACUUCUCUCCGACAACCUUGUUAUUCCGACGAGAACCGACAUCGAGUGGUGCCAUCAUUUGGAGGAGAGGGCGACCUUGUUUUCUGUCGUGGAGUAUGGCACGGGAUGGCAGCAGCAGCUGCUAGCAGGGCGUGUUGGUGUGCAGGCAGCAGGGUAUGGGCAUAGGCCGGGGCUGGACUAGGUCGGGUCUGGAUCCGGGUUUGGUGUUGGGUCGGAUCCCAGUUGGGUUGCAGAGUGGGUCUCGGUUGUGUGAAAUUAGCCCUGAAAAAUAAUGUAAAUAUGUAAUAAUAAUAAUAAUAAUAAUCUUAAUAUUUUUUUUGGAUCCGGACAAAAAUAGU
Hibiscus syriacus is the source of this 659-nucleotide messenger RNA. RefSeq lists its product as uncharacterized. The coding region runs from base 188 to 502 and encodes 104 amino acids. Lineage: Eukaryota; Viridiplantae; Streptophyta; Magnoliopsida; Malvales; Malvaceae. The transcript has 2 exons. The record is from RefSeq and is a predicted model, not a curated record.